CUCCUGCUGUGAGUGACGCGAUCAUCUCUCUUAUCCCUCAACUUUGCCUGUUGCCAGACCAGGCAGCCGAGGUGGACGCUGGCUAUCACCGCUGACAUUCUUAACGCGAUCACACCAAAACAAAAAUAUGCUCCCUCACCUUGUUUAUGUAUUUUCCCGCUGACUUCUCAGUGCAUGCCCUUAUUCCAGUGACGAUGGUUUUUAGUUUUUCUUUUCAUCGGACUCCCCGAUGUUGUGCAGUCUACUACACGAAGGCGUGAAUCUUUUUUGAGUAGAGGUGGAUCUUCCCGGAUACGGCGAGGGGGCAGCUAUAUGAAAUAAAAAGAAGACUUCUCACGGAAAUCCCCACAGAUUAAAAAAAAAAUGCCACGGAGGAAACAAGAAGCGCCGAAGCGCGCAGCAGCUUAUUCUCCCGACGAGCUGACAGAGCACCAUGUGGAGGAUGAGGAAGCAGAAGCGGACGACCUGCCCUCAACCCCUCAGGACGACCUUCCCAUGAAAGAUGAGUUUGUGGAGCAAAGUGUAGAGACUGCCAAGGAGCAGGCAUGUGACCAGGAAUCAGCUGAGACCACAGAGCUCUCAGGACAAGAGAUGGACAGUGAGUCACAUGUGAGUGAGACUAGUGACCGUCUUUCAGACUUCGAGAGCCCCUCCAGAAAAGUUGAGGGCAGCGUUGUCACAGCAUCUAUGAAUGCUGACAGCAAGACGCCUCCCAUAGGCAUGGACACGUUAGAACAAAUGAAGGCUAUCUACUCCAGCUUUCUCACCAGCCCCUUGUGGUCACCACUAAAUUUUAACUCCACACCUCUACAGGCGCAGUCUUCGACUUCUGCAGAGAAACCAGCUCGCAGUAACAGCACCAGUAGCAGUAGUAGCUGUAGCAGUGGUAGCUAUGACUGGCACCAAACUGCAGUGGCAAAGACACUACAGCAGCAUCCUCCACAGAGCCGUCACCCCGCUCAGUCAGAGCCCAGCCUCUUUAGUACAGUCCAACUCCACAGGCAAAACCCAAAGCUGUUUGGCUCAAUCUUUACUGGGGCCAGUAAAUUCCGUUGUAAGGGCUGUAGCGCUGCUUAUGACACUCUGGUGGAGCUGACAGUUCACAUGAAUGAUACAGGCCACUACCGUGAUGACAACCAGGACAAGGCAGGCAGUGGCGCCAAGCGCUGGUCUAAACCACGUAAGCGGUCCCUGUUGGAGAUGGAGGGAAAAGAGGAUGCCCAGAAAGUUUUGAAAUGCAUGUAUUGUGGCCAUUCCUUUGAAUCCCUCCAGGACCUCAGUGUCCACAUGAUCAAGACCAAACACUACCAGAAAGUGCCUUUGAAGGAGCCCAUGGCCCCUGUGGCAGCCAAAAUCAUGUCUUCAAAGAAGCGGGGACUCGUGGGGUUAGACCUCAGUGCUACACCGCGCUCUAGAGAAGGAACCCCUAAAGCUAAACACCCACAAGGAGAACUUAGUGAAUCCUCACAGAAACCUUCCUCCAGCCCAUACACUACCCCAAAUAACCGCUAUGGACACCAGAAUGGUGCUAGCUAUGCUUGGCAAUUUGAAUCCAACAAAUUUCAGAUCCUCAAGUGCAUGGAGUGUGGGAGUUCCCAUAAUACACUCCAAGAGCUGAGGACCCACAUGAUGGUGACAGGACACUUCCUGAGGGUGACCAGCUCUGUGGGAAAGAGAAUCAAAACACUUCCCGAGGCUACCUCCCCCAAUCCCGGGAGAGUUACCACACCUACAGAACAGAGGGUCCAGUCUGUACCUCUUGCACCCUCUACCUUCUCCCCUCCGCCUCUUCAAACUCAACUUACCACAACUCCCCCAGCCACCUCCCCUCCCCUCAGAGAGAUCAAGAAAGAGGAGGUUGAGGAGGAAUGCACUAAGCAGGAGGCAGUAGGAAAUGAAAAGCAAGUUGCAGUUACUGUUAGUAAGGAGGAAGAUACUGAGAGGGAGGAAAAAUACGACAUUUCGAAAUAUAACUACCUUACCGAAGAGGACCUGAAGGAAAGCCCUAAAGGGGGAUUGGAUAUUCUGAAAUCACUGGAAAACACUGUGACAUCAGCCAUCAAUAAGGCACAGAGUGGCAAUCCAAGCUGGGGAGGCUAUCCUAGCAUCCAUGCUGCCUACCAGUUCCCCAGUGCCCUUAAGCAAGGAAGCAUGGAAAAGAAUUCACAAAUGAAGUUCUUGUUCAAUGGAGGCGAUGGAGCGCCGUCCUCCCUUGCCAAGAACCAGCCCCUCAUUUCCCCACCACUUAGUCAGUCGUCACUUUUUCCCAGCAACAACUUUCAGGCAAUGGAAGACUUAGUGAAAAAAGUGACUGAGAAAGUAGCAAAAGUAGAACAAAGAGUUAAGCAGUUAUCUCCAAAGAGGGAGAACCAGUUCUCCCCCUGCAGCAGUGAGGCUGGAGAAUCACACAAGGGAGGGGAGGCAGACUCGCCUCGGGAAUGGAGGGAAGUUACCCCAACCAAUAGCGACAGGGGAAGCCAUGGUGACAGAGCAUCUCCAGCAACCGAACCCAAGAGAGAAGCAGCAGUGAAAUCCCCGCUUGCCUCUACACUGAGAUGCAGCACCGCCAUUAUCACUGGUCACACUCCUCCAGAGCAGCCCUUUGUCAACCCUCUAAGUGCUCUUCAGUCAGUAAUGAACAUUCACUUGGGGAAAGCAGCCAAGCCCUCUUUGCCAAACCAAGAUCCCUUGAGUCUCCUCUCUAGGCUCAGCCAGAGCAUGGCUGAGAAGGCCGCUGUGGCUGCUCCUCCAUCACAGACCAAAAAGCAAGAAAGUGUAGCUAAUAACAAUAGCUUUUGCCAGCCAAAUGAUGACCAACCCAUGGACCUUACAAAAGGGAAAAGUGAUCGAGGGGACUCUGUAAACUCAGCUCCUCUAACGCCAUCAUCCACAGCCUCCUCAGUCUCCCCCAUCUCUCUUGUUACUCCUGCAAAGCUAACAGUGGUCUCUCCAUACACAUCCAGCAGCCCUCUACACGAAAAUGCAUUGUCGGAUAUCUCAGACAUGCUGAGAAACCUUACACAGUCCCACCAUGUCACAAAGUCGGCGUCACGCCCACGUGUGACGGAUAAAACUGAAGUUGUGGGCUCUACCCAUGACGAUGAUGACGUGUCCCUGCAUGGCCACAAACGAAAGGGUCGUCACUCCAACUGGAACCCACAGCACCUCCUUCUUCUGCAGGCCCAGUUUGCCUCAAGCUUGAGGCAGACGUCAGAGGGGAAAUAUAUCAUUAAUGACCUCAGCCCACAAGAAAGAAUGCACAUAUCUCGUUUCACGGGUCUCUCCAUGACCACCAUCAGCCACUGGCUGGCCAACGUGAAGUACCAGCUACGGAGAACGGGCAGAACGAAGUUCCUCAAGAACCUAGAUUCCGGUCAACCUAUAUUCUUCUGCAGUGACUGUGCCUCGCAGAUUCGAACCCCAGCAGCUUACGUAUGCCACCUGGAAGCCCACUUGGGGUUCAGAAUCAGGGACCUGGCCAAGCUGUCUCCCAAACAGACUGUCAGGGACUCUCAGACUCUCACUGAGAAAGUAGUGCCCCUGGAGUCCUUUCUUCCUCCACAGUCGCAAGAUGACUGCAGUAGUAAUGGGGGAGUUUAUCGCUGCCAGCUCUGUGUCCGUAAGUUUGCCACUAAGCAUGCCAUCAAGCUUCACCUCAGCAAGAGCCAUGGGAAGUCUCCAGAGGACCAUCUGCUAUACGUGUGUGAGACGGAGAAAUGUUAAAUCCCUCUUAGCAGUAGAAAUACUGUAAAACAUAUGUAGAAUGACAGACUGUUAAAAAAGAUAAAAUGAAAAACAAAAUAUUCGAAAAGUGUGGUAAUGCACAAAGUUGCCAUGAACUACUGUUAAAAAUUUCAGCACAAGGUGUUUACAUCUAUUCAGCCUAUACACAUUUCUGAUUUCUCUGUAUUUCAAAAGACAUUUAUUUCACUUUAAAAUAUACUGUAGGUCAAAGCUAUUCAGCUCCCUCAGUCUGUGUUCACCUUUGUGAGACGGAUUAUUUCACGAUUAUUUCAGUGAAUCUUUUGACUUGAGAGUCAACUAUUGACUUGAAAUGUACUAAUUUUAUUGUAUUUAUUUUGUAUUUUUGUGAGUUUGCUUUCGGUUUGCUGGUAGACUGCAUGUUUUACUGUUACAUUUGUACAGUCCUAUCCUGUCUAGAUUUUAAAAUGCCCUUCCAAACUGGUCAUCAACACAUUAAAACAGCCAAAUGCCUGGGAAAGCUCCUUUAAAGAAUCUGCCAAACAGCAGAAGUUCAUUGCUUGUUUUAUAGUUUUCUCUGUGCGGUCUUGUUUUCUUGCUGAUUGUAAAAGCUGCCUUGUUCUUUAUCACUGAUUAAGGGGCACUUAAAAUCCAGGUCUGUGUAAAAAUGUACAUAUAGUGUGUAAGCUUAUGAUUUGCUGUUUAAAUUAUGCAUACUUGUUAUAUUUCCUAAUUUAAGAGGACUAUGACUAUCCACUGGUGCAGAGCCUUUGAAGAAGAUUAAAAAGGACACUGUUUUGCACAAUAGUUUUAUAAAUGUUAUUUGAUAAAAAAAAAAAACAAUACAGAUAUGUUAAUGCCUUGUGCUUCUAUGAUUAAAUCAAAUUAAUUGCUGCAAAAA
Oreochromis niloticus (Nile tilapia) is the source of this 4603-nucleotide messenger RNA. It is a transcript of the gene tshz3a, whose product is annotated as teashirt zinc finger homeobox 3a. Gene Ontology annotation, molecular function: DNA-binding transcription factor activity, RNA polymerase II-specific; DNA binding. The transcript is spliced from 2 exons. Gene Ontology annotation, biological process: regulation of transcription by RNA polymerase II. The coding region runs from base 364 to 3723 and encodes 1119 amino acids. The record is from RefSeq and is a predicted model, not a curated record. Gene Ontology annotation, cellular component: nucleus. NCBI's taxonomy places the organism in Eukaryota, Metazoa, Chordata, Actinopteri, Cichliformes, Cichlidae.